Messenger RNA from Anthonomus grandis grandis, 3450 nucleotides. RefSeq names its product steroid receptor seven-up, isoforms B/C (gene svp). NCBI's taxonomy places the organism in Eukaryota, Metazoa, Arthropoda, Insecta, Coleoptera, Curculionidae. Gene Ontology annotation, biological process: anatomical structure development; regulation of transcription by RNA polymerase II; cell differentiation. The record is from RefSeq and is a predicted model, not a curated record. Gene Ontology annotation, molecular function: zinc ion binding; RNA polymerase II cis-regulatory region sequence-specific DNA binding; nuclear receptor activity. The transcript has 6 exons. Bases 214 to 1470 code for a protein of 418 amino acids.
GGCCAAGUCGGUGUCGGGCCGAGCAAAAGGUCACUAGUAGAGGCUAGAGAUUGUCGCGGGGUCGACCUAUCACCUCCACGCAGACCGCGAGCUGAACGCGAAACACGGAUCGACCCGACUCGCCGAAAAUUGUACGAAAAACAAUAAGCUACAGCCUAUUUGGCCUAGUGACUGGUGACGCGUUUAGGUACCAGUGAUGGUGCUUUAGUGCCCAUGGCAUCGUUGGUGGCCAAUUCGUGGCGCGAAUCUUCGCUUGUAAACUCCGUGCUUCCGUCUGCCGGACUAAAUUCUUUAAAUUCCUUGCCACCGGUCGCGGCUGUACAGCCACCUAACCCUAUACAGGGUGUGGGAACCCUACCUGAUGGAACUACAGGAGAUUUGGCCCUUUUGAGCAGGCAGACUCCGUCUCAGAAUAGUACUGGUAGCGCUGAUAAAAAUCAAAACAUUGAGUGUGUUGUGUGUGGAGACAAAAGCUCUGGAAAACAUUACGGACAAUUUACAUGUGAAGGUUGUAAAUCGUUUUUUAAACGCAGCGUUAGGCGAAAUUUGACCUACUCAUGUCGAGGUAGCAGAAACUGCCCCAUUGAUCAACACCAUAGGAACCAAUGCCAAUAUUGUCGGCUUCGAAAAUGUAUCAAGAUGGGUAUGAGAAGAGAAGCUGUUCAAAGAGGUAGGGUGCCACCUUCUCAGCCUGCGCUUGCAGGAUUACCAAACCAGUUUCUUAACUCAUCGGAUCCAGUAGCGACCUCACUUAGCAACCAUUCGUACCUCAGUAGUUACAUAUCCUUACUUUUAAGAGCGGAACCUUACCCUUCAACUAGGUAUGGCCAGUGUAUUCAACCCAACAAUAUCAUGGGGAUUGAAAACAUUUGUGAACUGGCUGCAAGACUACUUUUUUCAGCCGUUGAAUGGGCUCGAAAUAUACCUUUUUUUCCUGAUCUCCAAGUUACCGAUCAGGUAGCAUUACUGAGGUUAGUCUGGUCCGAACUAUUCGUACUGAACGCGAGUCAGUGUUCGAUGCCUCUUCAUGUGGCACCCCUAAUUGCUGCGGCGGGAUUGCACGCAUCCCCUAUGUGCGCAGAUAGGGUGGUGCAAUUUAUGGAUCAUAUAAGGAUAUUUCAAGAGCAAGUGGAAAAAUUAAAGGCCCUACAUGUCGAUUCAGCAGAGUAUAGUUGUCUAAAGGCUAUUGUGCUAUUUACGACUGAUGCAUGUGGCUUAAGUGACGUCGCUCAUAUAGAAUCAAUUCAAGAAAAAUCGCAAUGUGCUUUAGAAGAAUAUUGUAGGACGCAGUAUCCAAAUCAGCCAACCCGGUUUGGCAAAUUACUUUUAAGGUUACCUAGCUUACGAACUGUUAGUUCUGCAGUAAUUGAGCAAUUAUUUUUUGUCCGACUAGUGGGCAAGACGCCAAUUGAAACGCUAAUAAGAGAUAUGCUCUUAUCGGGUAGUUCGUUUUCAUGGCCGUAUAUGUGAUAUUUAAAAUUGUACUAGUUUCACUAGUCAAUCAUUUUUAUAUGUUAAAGUUAUUUGUUAUAUAUGUAUUGAAAAAGACAAUCCCGGUAGCAGAUGGUGUGAACAAAAGACUCACAUAUCAGAAUAUAGUUAUUGGAGUCUUAAUCUUCAAAUAUUUAAUCGACUAAGCUGAGACUCAGAAUGAAAUCAAUGUUCCUUUAUAUCACAAUGAAAUUACUAACAAAGAAAAUCGUUUAGCCCCUUUUGAAGGUGGGAGCUAAUAUAUAUUCUUAUUUCAAAAAAAUAAAGAUAUCUAGUGUGAAUUAAUUUGGACAAAACAUACAAUAUGUACAAAAUCUGUAAAUAAGUAGUUUCCUACAGGUAGAAUAUUAUAAAAAGCCAUUAAAUAUAGAUUAGAUAAUAAAUUUGAUUAAGUAUUCCACAGUUUGGAAAGUGAUUAAAUAUCUUAAUUAUCAUUAAAUAUCUUGCCAUUAUUUCAUAUAAAUAAGUUGUGCCAAAAUUAAUUUUUAUUUGUUUUAAUCAUUCAUUUUCUCCAUUUAAGUUUAAACUAUCAAAAAAGCCUAAUAUCAGUUAUAGCUUAUUAACACACUUAUAUUGUCGUUUGGGGCAAAACUGAAUAUUAAGUAAAAUUAGAUAAAUUGUUUGUAUUUAAUGUAAUUGGCACUUAAAAUUGCCUAAAGCCGAAAGGGCUGCUCGAUUUAAUAUAUUUUAUCAUUUGAAUGUAUAAAUUCUUUGAUUUUCCCUACUCUUCUAGGAGUAGUAGAAUCAUUAAUCAUAAUUUUAGCAUAAACGUUAUAAUUUCGUAAUCUAUAUUGCCUUUUCGAUAACUUAUUUUUUAAAAACAAGAAAAUAUAAGUAGAUUGAUAUUUGUAAGUAAAAAUACUGAAAUAAAAAUAUUAUCUAUUAGAUUAACAAAAAAUUGGAACCAACAAAUUCUAUUUAAAUUACUUCAAAUUUUCUAUAAUUAGGGUUUUCCUCCGAAAUCUAAGUUUUGUAAAACUUAUAUUACUUAAGUUAUUGUAAUUAACUGGCUUAUUCAAUAUAAAUAGUAACAAGUUAACGGAACUGUAUAUCCAAUAGAUCUAAAAAUCUAUGACAAAUAAUUUGUUGAAAUAGAAAAUUCAAACAAAAUAAAUACGCUGUUUAAUUAUUCUAGUCAUCACAGGACAUAUAUUUGAUGAGGCUAUAAUAAAGCGGGUUAAAUGUACUAAAUCGUACAAAACCAUCUAGUCUAAGCUAUAACUGGUAUUAUCUAAUAGAUUAACUCUUGGUAUACUAUUAUAAUGUUACGACUACGUAACCUAUCUUUACUGGUUACCCCUUCUACUUUUCAGGAAAGCAUCAUAUAAGGGCUGAAAGUAAAGGGUAAUUUAAAUCAAAUACCCAUUAAUAUAUUGUUUUGUAAAGUUGUUUUAUUAUUGUUGUUAUUUAUAUUCUUAUGUAUUGUUAUUGUAAACAAAAGCUAUAUUAUGUAGGUGUAAGUGAAUGUCAACAUUUUGGUGGCCAGUGUUUUUUAACUAUGUUUAAUCUUACUUGAUUAUAAAUUAAGAUGUGUUGGUCGUUACAGCAUAAUGCAUAUACGUACUUAUUUUGUUCCGGCUUGAAAGGCCAAUUUUUGUGCACGUACUCUUGCGUUUUAUUUUUUUGCAACUUUGAAUCACAUUUUAUACAAUAUUUUUUAAGAUUUUUUCCUUUAUAUUAUGUAAGAAAUAUUAUUGAUAAUAUUAGUUACAGAUAGUGCAAUUUCAAUGGAAAAACAAACUUAAUUGUAACAUUUGCUCGAUAUGUCGCCUACAAUGUAAUUCGACAAAGAACUGUGAAAACAAAUUUAACACAAUAGUAGUUUUAAAACAGUGCCAAAUAUGAUUCGUUUGUGUCACAAGAAUUUUUUUUAUGACUUUUAUAUUUGAUAAACAAAACCAUGUACAUAGCAUAAAUAUUAACAAAAUAGUACCUAUAAAAAUAAAAGAUUGUAUUAAU